AUGCUUUUCAGUUUUGUCCACUCAGGAAAAUUCCAGAAUUCUUAACACUGUACUGCGACAGCUGAAGGAGAAAAAAAUAUUAGUCGUCUUCCCUUUCCGAGAAUCGGCGGCAGUUAACCGCAUAGUCAUUUGGUCGAUACGUCAGCCAUGGUGGGACGACGGGUGGUGUCAAAACCCAGCCGGAGCGACGAGAUUUUAGAUCCCGAUCAGCAGCUUCAGAUCGCCGAGCAAGUCAGAGCUCAAUUCGACGCCCUCGCCCCGAAAAGACCCGCCAAACCUAACCGGAGCGAGCCCGAUUCAUCACUCCCAAUGCCCGCCGGAGACAUCCCUAUUCCUGAACUUGAUAAGCUCCAAUCCCUCCGAUCGCAAGCUGUAUUUUUAGAAACUGAUAAAGUGGAGCAAGAGGAAUUCGUAGAGACUCACUAUUACGAUGAGCUGGUUUCUAUUGACAAGCAGCAUCAUACGACGGGAACUGGGUUCAUAAAGGUGGGUGGUGAAAACGGAUACGAGUUUCAGUUGAACCAAGGCCAAGAAAACUGCAGCAAUGGAUUCAAAGCUGCAGUGUUCAAGACUAAUCCUGGAACUAAUGAUUGGAUUCCCAGCGUUGAAGAUCAGGUCCAGUUUUCUUCUUCCAAGCCAAAUCGGAGCGAGGGUGACUAGACCACCGGCCAACUACGAGUGUACUCUAGGGUGAAUCAGAUCGAGUCAUCUAGAAGCAGAGAAUAAAAAAAGAAGUGAAUAAAAAGUGA
Messenger RNA from Ipomoea nil (Japanese morning glory), 749 nucleotides. RefSeq lists its product as uncharacterized. The record is from RefSeq and is a predicted model, not a curated record. Bases 148 to 660 code for a protein of 170 amino acids. The transcript has 4 exons. Lineage: Eukaryota; Viridiplantae; Streptophyta; Magnoliopsida; Solanales; Convolvulaceae.